Carlito syrichta (Philippine tarsier) is the source of this 2021-nucleotide messenger RNA. It is a transcript of the gene PARD6B, whose product is annotated as par-6 family cell polarity regulator beta. Gene Ontology annotation, cellular component: nucleus; cell cortex; apical plasma membrane. Gene Ontology annotation, molecular function: protein kinase C binding. Gene Ontology annotation, biological process: establishment or maintenance of cell polarity; regulation of cellular localization; centrosome cycle. NCBI's taxonomy places the organism in Eukaryota, Metazoa, Chordata, Mammalia, Primates, Tarsiidae. The record is from RefSeq and is a predicted model, not a curated record. The transcript is spliced from 3 exons. The coding region runs from base 1 to 1185 and encodes 394 amino acids.
AUGCCGCCGGCUGCUCUGGACGCCGCCAACGGCUGUCAGUGUCGCUGCGAGAUCUGCCUGGGAGAGCUCCAUGCUGGCCCCCAGCAGGCGGGGCCCCCGCCCCCCCGAGGCCCACCCCUCACCCCCAUUUUGUUUGGAGCUGAAUUUCGUCGGUUUUCGCUGGAAAGAUCAAAACCUGGAAAAUUUGAGGAGUUCUAUGGCUUACUUCAGCAUGUUCAUAAGAUCCCCAAUGUUGACGUCUUAGUAGGCUACGCAGACAUCCAUGGAGACUUGCUGCCUAUAAAUAAUGACGAUAACUACCACAAAGCUGUUUCAACAGCCAAUCCGCUGCUGAGGAUUUUUAUACAAAAGAAGGAAGAAGCCGACUAUAGUGCCUUUGGUACAGACACGCUGAUCAAGAAGAAGAACGUGCUGACCAACGUGCUGCGUCCUGACAACCACAGGAAGAAGCCACACAUAGUCAUCAGCAUGCCCCAGGACUUCAGGCCCGUGUCCUCCAUCAUAGACGUGGACAUCCUCCCAGAAACGCACCGCAGGGUCCGGCUCUACAAGUACGGCACAGAGAAGCCCUUGGGCUUCUACAUCCGGGACGGCUCUAGCGUCAGGGUGACCCCGCACGGCCUGGAGAAGGUGCCGGGCGUCUUCAUAUCCAGGCUCGUGCCGGGAGGUCUGGCUCAGAGCACGGGGCUACUGGCUGUCAACGACGAGGUCCUGGAAGUGAACGGCAUCGAAGUCUCAGGGAAGAGUCUCGACCAGGUGACGGACAUGAUGAUCGCCAACAGCCGCAACCUCAUCGUCACGGUGAGACCCGCGAACCAGAGGAACAACGUCGUGAGGAACAGCCGGGCCUCCGGCAGCUCCGGCCAGUCCACGGACAAUAGCCUUCUGGGCUGUCCGCAGCAGGCCGAGCCCGGCUUUGAGCCAGGGGAGGAAGACAGUGAUGAGGAAGACGUUGUCAUCGAAGACAACGGCGUGCCGCGGCAGAUCCCGAAGGCCGUCCCUCCCGCCGAGAGCCUGGAGUCCCUCACACAGAUAGAGCUCAGCUUCGAGCCUGGGCAGAAUGGCUUCCUCCCAGCCAACGAGGAGAGCUCGGCACCCAUAGCGAGCGGCACCAGCACAGACUUGGAGACGUGUGCCCCAGAGCAGAAGCUCUUGGAAGAAGACGGAACAAUCAUCACGUUGUGAAACCAUCCGCAGAAUGUUUUCUGAGGAUGCUGUGGGGACUUGUUAGUUUGGCUACUUAAAAGCAUGUAUACCUCUGGACCAGGGAUGUGGGAUAGGCCUGAGAAAGUGAGAUUGCAGGCUUAGAGUGUUAAGAAAAGAGUAGCUUGGUCACUGUUCGUGAUCUUGGGUGAGUCAGAGGUGAAUUCAAGUCUAAAACAAAGGGGCCUUUGCUGGUGGGGUUGUAUGCUGCUGUUUCUGUCUUGGACAGCUGGAUGUUAGAGCACAUUCUCGGCGCUGUGUGAGGGGCUAGGCCAUUUCUCUUGGAAGUGGUGUGUACUUAACCUGCUGUGCAGAGCCCGGUUCAUCUUUCCUUUAACUGUAUUUUAAAAAUUCUAAUGUGAAGAAGUCUGAUUCUGUCUCUCGGUACAUUGGGAACCCCAGUUCUGUGUUCCCCAUAUUUAAUUUAAUUUAAUAUAAUUUUCGCUGUUGUUGUUCCUGUCUUACUAAUGGUAGCACAUUUUCUCAAAUGCAUUUUUUUCCUAGUUUCUAAGACACUAGACCCCUUGGCUGCAUUCAGGAGCUGCCCACCUGUUACAAGCCUCACAGCUGGUUCCUGCGCGGGUUGUGGAAGCUGUCCUUUGCCCAUCCCAUAGCUGUCACGUUUGCAGACUGAUUCCAUGUGGUAUCAUCUAUGUCCUAAAGGCUGUUCUGUUGACUCUGGAAAGACAGGAAGGUUCCUCCUUCAGCCUCUUCUGUCCUUGUUCGUUGAAGUUGUUCCCUUUGUUGUUUAUGUGUUUUGUUGGUUGCUUUUCUACUCUUUUAGUGUAUUCAAGUAUGAAUCAUUUUGGAUAAAAAAA